Molecule: messenger RNA, 900 nt
Organism: Naegleria gruberi
Lineage: Eukaryota; Heterolobosea; Eutetramitea; Acrasida; Naegleriidae
Exons: 1
Coding region: 1-900 (299 amino acids)
Biological process (GO): proteasome-mediated ubiquitin-dependent protein catabolic process; protein polyubiquitination
Molecular function (GO): ubiquitin protein ligase activity
Source: RefSeq, a predicted model, not a curated record
AUGCACUGCCGUCCUCCUCAUCAGCAAAAAUCAUUCCUAUUCAUCACUGAUUAUGAUAAAUCUUGCAUUCGUAUUUAUGAUUUAAAUUCAAGGAUUUUACUUUCAUCAUGUAAGACUCCGAGCAUUCCCUACUAUGUGGAAAUUAAUCAAUUAUCAUCGUCAGUAGAAACAACUUUGGAAUCAUGUGAAAUUUAUGUAACAUGUAGAAGUAAUACCGUUCAUAAAUUUGUAAUUUCUCUCGAUGAUUUAAUUCAAUCAUCAUUAGCAAUUGAAAAUCAAGUGAAAAUUGUGGAAAAUUCAAAAAACAAAUAUGAUGGAAUGAAAUUGGUUUGGACAGCUGGAUCACCAAAGGAAAAAUACGGAACUGAUAAAUUUUACUUUCCUCGUGGUUUGAUAUUAAUCGAUUCGGAUGAAAAUUCAAAUUUAGGAAAGCAAUUACUUGUCUGUAAUUCAGGAAAUAACAGAAUUGACUGUUUAAAUCCAGAAAAUGGGCAAUUUACAAAGAGUUUUGGCUCUGAAAAAGGUGAUGGAAAAUUUGAUAGACCUGUUGGAAUUUCCAAAUUCUCCAAUGAACUAUUCAUUGCAGAUCACAAUAACGGUCUAGUUCAAGUUCUCACUUUGGAUGGUCAAUUCAAAAGACAAUUCUCUUCAAAAAGUGAAUUGAACUGUCCUAGAGGAAUAUGUGCCAUUGAAAAUAUGUGUCUCGUGACAGAUAAUCAUCGAAUUCAAUUAUUUAACUCUGAAAAUGGUCAAUUACUGCAAUCAAUUGGAAGUUUAGAGAAGGGAAAUUGUAAUGAACGAUUUGCUUUACCAGAAGGAAUUUGUUUCAAUUCGGAAAGAAGUGAAAUUCUUAUUGCUGAUUGGGAAAAUAAGAGAAUUCAAUUCAUCAAACUUGAAUAA